UUCACAAAGAGGAUACGGAUAGAUCCUAUUCCAUGAUUUUGGGCCACAACAACCCAGUAGGCCCAGUCGAUUCAGCUUAUGGUUUGGCGUGUAUAUAUAUAUAUAUACACACGACAUUGCGCGCCAUCUGUUUGAUGAAAUGGCUGAAUGAAGUAGGCUGCCAUAACUGAUCUGAAUUCGCACUCUGUUUGUUUGGUGCAGUUUUGAAAUUUGAGAGGUGAGAUGAUGAGAAGGCAGGGGCAGGGACGGGGACGGGGACAGGGACAGUAUGGUGAUUCGGGUGCGAAUGCGUAUGCGGCCGGUGCUCCGAUGCAUCAUAUGUCCGGUCAAAGGAUGGAGCACACGUCUAGUGAUUUCGAAGGAAGGAUGGAAGCUUUCACUCCACCUCCAGAGACGGACAAUCCAUUUGCAACUUCCAAAUCAGACGGCCAAUGGAGAUGGGAAAGAGAUGGAUCAAUGGGGUCAAAUCCACUCACAUCUCAUAUGUACAAUGAAGGUCAAGGAGGUGAUACAUCAAGAUCCUAUUUCCAAGGUCAAAGGACUGAUUCAAAACAUACUUUGGAGAAACAGAGCAACAACGAUUCCCGAUCUCAACCUCUUAAUGAGGAGAUGGACCUUGUAUAUGAGGACAAGCCUUCGUCGCAGACUUUUGAAGAUCUUGAGAAGAAGUUCCUUGAUGACAUUAGAAAUCUAGCCAAGGAACAAAGUGAUGCGGAGAAUGCGGAAUAUGCUAGGCAUAGAGAGAAAAUUGGCGCUGUCAAUGCUCAAUACCAAGAACAGCUAGCAUCACUUCGGUCACGGCAUGCUAAACUCAGAGAUGAAUUACUUGAGAGGGAAUCAAAUGCCCGACGACAUCAAUACCAGCAAUCCGUGAUGGAUCGUUACCCGAACAGCAGCAUGGUCCCCUCUGAUCAUCGUGGGUACAGUGGACCUGCAGCCUCGGCUCCUGUUGGCGAAGCACGCCGAGGCUAUAAUACUGAUCAAUAUGAUUCAUACAAUGAGCGAGCUCGAUUUCUUGGAGGUUCUCGGGAUCAUGGGUUUGAGUCUAGAGGUCCAUAUCCCGGUGGCCGAGUCUAUGAUACCGGGUCACGGUACUACUGAUUCAGCGUGUAUUUGGUCAGGCAGCUUAAUAUACUAGUAAGAUAUUAACUGUGAUGAUGUUUUAACUAAUUUUGCAGUGUCAUUUUGGUAUGAUGUUUUCCAGAUGCUGCUAUUUGAUGUCUAGCAAAUAGAUUCGAGACUAA
Pyrus x bretschneideri (Chinese white pear) is the source of this 1244-nucleotide messenger RNA. RefSeq lists its product as uncharacterized. NCBI's taxonomy places the organism in Eukaryota, Viridiplantae, Streptophyta, Magnoliopsida, Rosales, Rosaceae. The record is from RefSeq and is a predicted model, not a curated record. The transcript is spliced from 3 exons. Bases 223 to 1101 code for a protein of 292 amino acids.